AUGGCGCAGAAGCUCCCCUCCUCACGCUGCAUGGAAAGAUAUAAAGGGAAGCGACUGAAUGCAGAAUUAGAAGCAAAAACAGAAAAACUGGUGCGUCAGGCUGAAGAAGUAAUGAAAGGCCACCAGGAGAUACUAUAUAGACCAGUUUCAGUACAGACCAAGUCAUGUGAAGACAGCAGACAGAGAGAUCCACUUUGUCCUGAAGUUUCAUCUCUUACACACUCAUAUGCCAAGCUAGCAGACAAGAAGAGAUGUACUUCUUUGCCCACGGCUCAGAACAGACCAUACUCUGGAAGUAAGGGAAAAAGAACAACUUCAAGUUCAAAAAUAAGAAACCUGGAAGUACAAAGUGCUGAUGAUGUUGCAGUACUGGAAGAUUGCAUAGAUUUUUCUUCAACAAGAACAAUAAGCAAAACUGAAGAAAAACUAGAGAAAGAAGGCUUACCAGGUUGUCUAGAUGAUGAUGUUAUUCCAAGCGUUGGAAAUGAAAUUGGACCAGAAGCUCAAAUCAGAUUUCUUAAGGCAAAGUUACGUGUUAUGCAGGAAGAGCUGGACAGUGUAGUGUGUGAAUGCAGGAAAAAGGAUGAUGAAAAUCAGAAUUUAAAAUCUCAGCUUAAAAAUAUGGAAGAAGAAAACGCAAGACUGCAACGAACAAUCAGUAUACAACGUUCUCAGACUGAAAAGUACAAAAUGUUGUCACAAGAAGCAAACAAAAAAAGUGAAGGGUUACAACAUGAGGUCACUGCGCUAGAAAAGGAACUCGAGAAUCUAAAGCGUGCACAAAAGCAGGCCGCAGCCAGUCAGAGCACCACACAGGUUCGCUUAAACAGGGCCCUGGAAGAAGCAGAAAAGUAUAAACUGGAGCUGAAUAAACUGAAGCAAAGUAACAAGGAUGCAGCUAACCAAGAACUCAAAACAAUUGAAGAAUUAAAAACUGAAAACAAGAAACUGCAGAAACAAAAAGGAGAGCUAAUGGCAGGUUUUAAAAAGCAGUUAAAGUUAAUUGAUAUUUUAAAGAGACAGAAGAUGCACAUUGAAGCUGCUAAGAUGCUUUCUUUUACUGAAGAAGAAUUCAUGAAAGCUCUAGACUGGGGAAAUUAUUGA
Molecule: messenger RNA, 1104 nt
Organism: Pterocles gutturalis (yellow-throated sandgrouse)
Lineage: Eukaryota; Metazoa; Chordata; Aves; Pterocliformes; Pteroclidae
Gene: TEX9
Product: testis expressed 9
Exons: 11
Coding region: 1-1104 (367 amino acids)
Source: RefSeq, a predicted model, not a curated record